Messenger RNA from Torulaspora delbrueckii, 399 nucleotides. RefSeq names its product peptidylprolyl isomerase family protein FPR2 (gene FPR2). Lineage: Eukaryota; Fungi; Ascomycota; Saccharomycetes; Saccharomycetales; Saccharomycetaceae. Gene Ontology annotation, molecular function: peptidyl-prolyl cis-trans isomerase activity. The transcript has a single exon. Bases 1 to 399 code for a protein of 132 amino acids. The record is from RefSeq and is a predicted model, not a curated record. Gene Ontology annotation, biological process: protein peptidyl-prolyl isomerization.
AUGCAGUUCCUUUGCUGGUUUUUAUCUAUUUUUGCUGCUAUAGUUGCAGCAGGUUCGUUGAAGGAGCUUGAAAUUGGUAUCACCAAGAAGAUUCCAGCUGAAGAAUGCCACGUCAAGGCUAAACCUGGACACACCGUUGAUGUUCACUACACUGGCUACUUGAGAGAUAAUUUGAAACAAUUCGACUCUAGUUACACCAGAGGAACCCCUAUCUCUUUCAAGCUAGGUAGUGGUCAGGUUAUCAAGGGCUGGGACCAAGGCCUGCUUGGAAUGUGCAUUGGAGAAGAACGUAAGAUUCAAAUCCCCAGUAGACUUGCCUACGGUGCAAGAGGUAUACCUGGUGUCAUUCCACAGAACGCUGAUAUGAUUUUUGACGUCAAGUUGGUCGGUAUCAAUUGA